Molecule: messenger RNA, 5796 nt
Organism: Blepharisma stoltei
Lineage: Eukaryota; Ciliophora; Heterotrichea; Heterotrichida; Blepharismidae
Source: the annotation of a GenBank genome assembly
AUGUUGAUCCAAAUUUGCAUACUUAUCAGAUUUGCUCUGGGUCAAUUUUCUAUUAUUCCGAUUUUGUACAGUGACUAUACUUCUCCACUGCUGCUAAUGUAUUUCAAAACAACUUUAGAUUGUUCAACAGGAACUGAGCCAGGCUGCAACUUAGACUCUCCAUUUCGGUUCAUCCUUUAUAAAAUCACUGACUUGUCUGACAUUGAAACUGUAUUCGAAAAUCCAGAAUACUUUAUUGUUUAUGACACAGUUUCAUCACUGGCAAUUUCAUCAAUGAUAAACACUUAUGCAAGAACCUUACUCCCCCCCUCCGUGAGUGAACAAAAACUUGGAAAAAUCCUUAUUUUUUGCCCAAAAGCCCACCCUUCGUUAGUGAAAAAAAUUUUUUUAAUAGAAUUUUUUUUAUGAGAUAAAAAUUGAUAUAUAAAUGAUAAUUAGUAUAAUGAAAUCUCGAGCUAAUUCUGUUUAAUUUUAAACAAAUUGCGUUUUAAAACAUAAAUUUUAUAAAUUAAAUUAAUAUUUGCUUCCCAAUUUUUACAAAUUAGGAUUUUUUAAAAUUUCGAAAAAAAAAAUUUUCCAUCAAUUUUAUAUAUAAAUUUAAAAAAAAAAUUAACCCCCCUUCAUGAGUGAACAAAAUUUUUUUGUUCACUCACGGAGGGGGGGAGUUAGGGUUUAUCCACUUUAUUGUUGGCUAUCCUGUGGAUAUCUCCUUAUCAAGUGCUUAUUAUUCUGAUUACUCUUUUAGCUCUUAUACAAGUACAGCAUUAAGUAUUGCUAAAACUUAUAAUAUAAAAAAAGUAAUAGUGCUCAUAAGCAGCGAAUUUUCUGAUAUGAGUUUUGAUAAUGAUCAAGGGAUAGAAAUAGUUGGGCAAUUUGUUUUACCUCAAACAGCUAGUUAUGAAUAUAUUUCUUGGUUAAUUUCUAAAAAAAUCAAGCCUAUGGGAAUUAAAUGAUUUUUUUUCAAAACUAAUAAAGAAAUUUCAGAAAAAAUCCAGGAGGCUUUAGUAGAAGCUGAUAUGAAUAAGAAAGGCUACACAUAUGUUUAUAUUCAGGAAGCUGCUUGGGGAGCAUACUUAGAAGGGUCGAUAUUAUUAGAAGGAAAGUGGUUCCAUAGCACAGAUACCUUCAGUUAUAUUAAUAACCUUGUAUAUUAUGGCUCAAUAGUGGUUUAUAACUUGAUAGCAAAUAAUCCAAUUCAAGGAUCAUUUUCGGGAUAUAUCUUGAAUGACUUGGUAGCACAAGUUCUUAAGCCGGAGGUAAUGGGCUACACUAUUUGAAAUAUUCAAGGUGGGAAGGUGCAAGCAGUCGGGGUAAUAAAUGGAAAUGGACUGCAAAUUCAAUUGCCUGUCAUGUUUCCAGGAAAAACUUAUGAGGCGCCAAAUAAUAAUAAUAUUGAAAUCCCUAUAAGUAUAAGUGGAGUGACCUAUGAGAAUUAUAUAAAUGAUGGGUUGAACAUGAUGAAUCAAAUAGGAGUAAAUUUAGCGACAGAAACAAUUAUAACAGAAGGAGAUUUAUUGCCAAAUUUUGAUAUAGUUGUGAAUAAUAUAACAGAUUGCAGUUUUACUGAUAAUAAUUCAACUUUUAAAUGCUUUUCAGAUCAUUUGGAUGACUUAGGAUAUUUUCAUAUUCCCAGACUAGAGACAUCUACAGUCCUUGCAACAAUGGAAGUUUUUCAAAAAAAUAAUAUUUUAACACCUGUUCUAGGAGUCCAAACAUCAACUAUACUGAGUACUUCUAAAUAUUAUCCUCAAUAUUCAAGAGUUUCCUAUCCAAACUCACGCACAGCUUCAGCAGCUGCUCUUAUUUUAAGUGUUUUUGGGAUAUCUAAAUGCUCUUUAUUAUACUCAGAUUCUCAAUGAGGAGAAGAUUAUUAUUCUGAAUUUCAAAACCAGACUGAUUCAUAUGGAAUACAUAUUUUAAACAAAAAUAAAGCAGUUUCGCCUGGAUUUAAGGGCAGCUGGUCAAAGCACAGAUGCCAACCCCCCAUACCCACCCCCCCUUACCCCCCAGUUUGGAUGUGUACAUCACAUCCCCCCCCUCAGAUAGUAUGCAUGGAUCACCCCCCCACCCCCCUUGCAUCUAUGGAUCCCACCCACACCCCCAUUCCAUUAAUAGAUGCUACCCCCCCACCCCCACCCCCCCUAUAUAAUGUAAACUGUAUUAAAGGCAAUUAAAACAUAUUAAUUGCUCACAGCAUAAAAAAUUCAAAGUCAUAGGGAUGAAAAACAAAAUCGGAUACAGUGUGCUAGCGAGGAAGCAUAUUUUCAAUGAACCUUCAAGCACAUACUUCGUGUUUUAAAUCAUAUAAAGGUCAAAAAAUUCCAAAGAAUGCAGGCUCCCCCCCGCAUUUAAAUAACGAACAAAACCGUCAUUUUUUUUUCCUAAAAAUUUUCCUUAGGCCCCAUUUAAUAAGGAACAAAAUUUACUAUACAAUUUAUAUAAGCUAAUUUAGUCUUUACAGUUUAUUAAUUUUAAGUAGUUAGAGUAAGAUAAAGACAAGCAUAAUUGAGCAAAGAAUAAUAAAUAAGAGAAAAUAGUGGGUUAAUCUUAAGAUGGUGUUUUACUCCCCCUCCGUAAGUAAACAAAAAAUAUCGUUUGCUCACGAAGGAGAUUUUUUUUUUUUUAAAUUUAUUUAUAAAUUUAUAGAAAUAUUAUUUUUACGAAAUUUAAAAAAAUCCUAAUUCGCAAAAAUUGGAAAGCAAAUAUUAAUUGAAUUUAUAAAAAUUUAUGUUUUAAAACGCAAUUUGUUUAAAAUUAAAAAGAAUUAGUCAGAGAUUUCAUUAUAAUAAUUAUCGCUUAUAUAUCAAACUUUUUUCCGUAAAAAAUUUUUCUAUUAAAAAAAUUUUUUGUUUGCUCACGAAGAGUGAGGGACUUUUCUAAUGGUUUUUAUUCGCUCACGGAGGGGGGAGUUAGCAAUAUAGUUAUUUUUCGCAUGAAUUAAGGCGCUUUAUCUUUAUGUUGUCAUCAUUAUUAUUAAUCCUUUAUUGAAAUUUUUAUAUAAAAAAAUCAUAGAUAUUUAAUAUAAUUUUUAUAUAUUUUUUUCCCAAAAUUUUAUAAGUUAGACCCAUUUAAUAACGAACUAAAAAUGUGUUCGUUAUUAAAUGGGGGGGGAUAAAAGACUUUAUAAGAGAUAUCAAAAUAUUUUUUGAGUCAUUUAUUGAUUCCUUUCUAUGUAACAAGUUUUUUGCAAUUAUUUUAUUUUAAAUGUAUUACUAAUAUAUUGGCUAUAUCAGUCUAUGCUAAAUAUACUUAUGAUCAUUAAUAUUUAUUUAUGAAUCUAUUUAUGAAUUAACUAAAAUUUUCUUGUAUGUCUUAUUUGUAAGAUUUGAUAUUUAUAUGUUUACCUAUAUGAUAGAGGGGGUGGAGGGGGAGGGGGGAGGGGGUGGGGGUGGGAUCUAUUAACAUAGGGGUGGGGGUGUGAUCCAUAUAUACUAGGGGGUGGGGAUGGGAUCCAUGCAUGGGGUGGGGGGGUUGGCAUCUGUGCUUGACCAGGCAGCAAUAAAAAAAUAAUCCAAGAAAUAAUUGAUCUUAAAACAAGAUAUGUAGUUUUAGAAGUCCAAUGGCCUGAUAUUUUAUAUGUAAUUGAAGCAUUCUAUGACUUAGGAAUGCGAGAAGGUGAUAUUUAUUUAAUUGUCGGUGACGGAAUGAUAAGUAAAUCAGAUUUAGAUGAAAAACUAAUCGGCAGCAAAUCAUAUAAUAAAAGAAAAGAAAUGAUGAGCGGACUUAUUUAUAUCAGUUUUGUAGCAUUCGAAAACCAACUUGGAUUUAACUUGAAAAGCAAGAUAUCAUCAAAAUAUGGAGCUGUAUAUGACUAUAUGUGCUUAUUUUAUGAUGCAGCCUAUCUCGGCUUAUAUACGAUAGAUGCACUAAUAAAUUGAGGAGCUAAUGUAAAUAGUUCUACUAUAGAAGAAACUAUUAGAGAAGUUGCUUUUACAGGGUGCUCUGGAGUUGUAAGAGUUAGUCAAGAAGGAAAUGAUAGGCUCAAUACAGUUUUAGGAAUUUAUAACUUAAUACAAGUCAACUCAACGUGGACUAUGAACCUUUGUGGACUUUAUGAUCCAGGCCAGCUUAUUGUACUCCAAAUCAGGCAGCCAAUAUCAUGGAAUUCAAAUGGAGAUGUCCCGAGUGAUAUAAUAGGAGAUGAUCAAGAAUGUCCAUUCAGAGAUAUUCUUGUGCAGUCAUUUCUCUAUGGAUAUUUUAUUUUGAUAAUAAUUGAGCUGAUUCCAAUGAUAAUUGGAACCCUUUUUGCAAUAAAAUUUUACAAUUUCAUUUUUAAGCAAAAAUACCCAAAACUUACCACUGCACAGAAAGAAAAUUUUCUUGAUAUUCUUUCUUACAUAACUUUUAUGAUAGAGAGCUUACAAUAUAUGCAAAUAGGGCCUGAUUUCACAGCUUUUUUCCCUAAAUGAUCCGACGCGACUAAAAUCACAACACUAUAUGUGAGAGGAUAUUUUAAAAAAGGCAUAUUUACUUUUUGAAAUCAGAUCAUAUUUUAUGAGACUUUAGGAUAUUUAUGAUUUUUGCUAUUCUUAUGAAAAAUAUUUAAAAUAGGAAAAGAUUCUGAUCAUUUUAUAUUAACGGCCGUUAAUGAGCUAAAUUUUUACAUUAUGCCUAUCAUAGGAGAAAUUCUCUUUUUGCCUAUCAAUUUGUAUUUAUUUCAAACUUUUCAAUGCACAAGUAGCAUUGGAGACAAUUUUAAAGACAGUUUUAAUAAUCAAGACUGCUCAACAUUUUGCUGGCAAGGAGAACAUAUUACUUAUGUGAUAAUUUCUGCUCUAGCAAUAUCUGUAUAUCUCCCUACAAGUUUAUAUUUUCGAUUUACCUGAAAAAAUGAUUUCUCAUUCCACUUCCAAGAGCAACCUUUUCACAUUGCUUUAAAAAGCGCUGUACAAAUUAUUUUAAUUGCAUUGGUCACAAUAGUUAGCCCAGCUUCUGAAAACGUUUCUUUAGGACUAUGUAUAGGUUUGCUGCUGCUUUAUGUAAUAAUCUCAAUAAUAAAAAAGCCAUUGACUUAUGACAGAGCAUCAUUGUGAUAUACAAUUUUUAUAGCUUUUAGCUUAAUAUUAUGAUGCUGCUGCGCAUUGGCAAAAACUAAUAAAGAAGCUGCAUUAAUUACACUAGUAAUAGGAUGAAUUGUAUUAGCGAUGCUCGGGGCUAUUUAUCAAAAAUUAAAGCUCCCUUGUUUAUUAGAGUCAGAAAGAGGUAUAAAUAUUUACAAACUCUUUAGGUUUCAGCUGUUAGCAAUCACUCCUGAAGCUGCUGGAAUCUCUAAGAUAGAGCCUUUUAAGUAUAUUUAUGCUGAUGAGUCUCCGCAUGGCAAAGAAAUAAAGAGCCCAUCAAUGUCAAAAUCACCUCGGAGCUUUUUGUCAGAAGAAGACAACCUGAAAUCAAGCAUCCAGCUUUUUGAUAUUAAUAAUGAAAACGCUGAAUCUCCUUUUAAAUUGGAAAAAAAUAAAUAAAUUUUGUACUUCAGACACCUUUAUUUUAGAAUAAUUUUUUUAUAGGAAAAUAUUAUAGGCAAAAUUCAAAUUUUUAUUUGACCUAAUUUAAUUAAAGUGUAAUUAGAAUAUUAUGUUCACACUGAUUCGAUAGUUUCUUUAAUUAAUUCUUCAUGAAGAUAAACUAAAAUCCAAAAAUAUUGGGUUCGAUUUAUAUUGUUUUAGUUUUUAAAAUGUUUUUAAAAAUAUUAGCCCCUUUAAAUUGUAAUAUAAUUUUUUGAUCCAAUUUAAAGGGGGGAUUGAGCAUCUUGGAGAAUUUAAUUCCAGUUGAUGCAGCAAUAAAAUAGCCCAAAAAUAA